AUGAGGGUGUCAGUCCUCGCCCUCGCCUUGUCAAGCGGUGCAUCAGCCUUGCCCGCUCUCGGCGGUCUUGCAGUCCGUCAAGCAAGCCAUCUCGCCAACCGAAACGUCGAGUUCAAGGGCGCCGAAGCCCCUUCGCUGAUAGACGACAUGAACCUCUCCCGCGCCGAAUCAAUAGCCGUGCGAGAAGAGAUGACGGCAGACACACAGAAAAGGAGCAUGGCAGUCGAGCCAAGGCAGGCCGCCAAAACGGGAGGGAAGAAUGCGCAAGAGGGCGCUCCUCGGAUCGAGGCAAUCGACGACAACAAGAAGAAUCCGAAGACGGACUUGACCGACCGGGAGGCGGCAGAAAUCGUGUCUUCCAUCGAUUUGACGGACAAGAAGGCGGCCGGGUCACUGGAUGCCAAAGGACAGAGGAAUCCACUGCCUGGGUUGAGUGCUGAGAUGACGGAUCUAAUCAUAAAGCAGGGGCUGGCAGCUCUCAAGGAAGCGGGCGCAUGA
Molecule: messenger RNA, 498 nt
Organism: Colletotrichum higginsianum IMI 349063
Lineage: Eukaryota; Fungi; Ascomycota; Sordariomycetes; Glomerellales; Glomerellaceae
Exons: 2
Coding region: 1-498 (165 amino acids)
Source: RefSeq, a predicted model, not a curated record